This is a messenger RNA of Bubalus bubalis (water buffalo), 871 nucleotides long. It is a transcript of the gene GINS2, whose product is annotated as GINS complex subunit 2. Bases 122 to 679 code for a protein of 185 amino acids. NCBI's taxonomy places the organism in Eukaryota, Metazoa, Chordata, Mammalia, Artiodactyla, Bovidae. The record is from RefSeq and is a predicted model, not a curated record. Gene Ontology annotation, cellular component: GINS complex; nucleus. The transcript is spliced from 5 exons. Gene Ontology annotation, biological process: DNA replication; double-strand break repair via break-induced replication.
UUCCGGUCAGGGGGCGGGCUCUGCGCGGUGGCGGGAAAGCGGCGGACACAGUGGUGUUUUCUCGGAAGCUGAGGGACCUGAGGCGGCGGCGGCGAGUCCUGUGUCGGCCGGUGGCAACGCCAUGGAUGCAGCGGAGGUGGAGUUUCUGGCCGAGAAGGAGCUGGUCACCAUCAUCCCGAACUUCAGCCUGGACAAGAUCUACCUCAUCGGGGGCGACCUGGGGCCUUUCAACCCCGGCCUACCGGUGCAGGUACCUCUGUGGCUGGCAGUCAACCUGAAGCAGAGACAGAAGUGUCGGCUGCUCCCGCCCGAAUGGAUGGACGUGGAAAAGUUGGAGAAGAUUCGAGAUCAUGAACGAAAGGAAGAAACUUUUACACCUAUGCCCAGCCCUUACUACAUGGAGCUCACCAAACUGCUGUUAAAUCAUGCUUCGGACAACAUCCCGAAAGCAGAUGAGAUCCGGACCCUGAUCAAGGACGUGUGGGACACUCGCAUAGCCAAGUUCCGGGUGUCUGCCGACAGCUUCGUGAGGCAGCAGGAGGCACACGCCAAGCUGGAUAACUUGACCCUGAUGGAGAUCAACACCAGUGGGGCUUUCCUCACACAAGCGCUCAACCACAUGUACAAACUCCGCACAAACCUGCAGCCUUCGGACAGCGCCCAGUCUCAGGACUUCUAGGCAGGGACCGCUUUGUCCAGGCCCGCAUCUGCCGGCAAGAGGCUCCCCAGGCGGCAUGAGUGUUCGGGACAUGACAGAGAUACUCACGUUUCUGGAACUCUAGACCACUUCUGAAUCUACGAAAAAAAGUGCAGUGAAGGAAGGAAUGGGUUUAUAAUCUGGUUGGAAAGCAACAGGCUUAUGCUCAGUUGA